Messenger RNA from Cercocebus atys (sooty mangabey), 2372 nucleotides. RefSeq names its product atlastin GTPase 3 (gene ATL3). Lineage: Eukaryota; Metazoa; Chordata; Mammalia; Primates; Cercopithecidae. The transcript has 13 exons. Bases 606 to 2177 code for a protein of 523 amino acids. Gene Ontology annotation, biological process: protein homooligomerization; endoplasmic reticulum organization. The record is from RefSeq and is a predicted model, not a curated record. Gene Ontology annotation, molecular function: GTPase activity; GTP binding.
GAGACGAGGUUUCACCACGAACUAGCCCAAGUUGGUCUCGAACUCCGGAGCCCAAGCAAUCCUCCCACCUCGGCCUCCCAAAGUGCGGGGACUACAGGCGAGAGGCACCGCGCCCGACCGGACUUCUUACAUUAGCUAUUAGAGCCGGGAUGGUGCGCAUCUGCCAUGGCCAGGGACAGGAACAUAGGGAGAUGACAAUAAAGGUGGUAAUGAAGUCACGGCCACCUGCUCUUAUGAAGUCAAAAUCAUUAAUGACCCAGUGACGUUGAUGCCAUCCACGAUUGAGACCUCUCUUCUGCCCAUCUGUGGUCACGGGCCUAGUUAAACACCGCAGCCGUCUCCCACACUGGGGGUUCUCGGAAAAAGCCUCGGCCUGGGGCCUGGUCUGCACGCUAGGCGCGGGCCGCGGCUCCCUGGAGGAGUCCAGCCAGCCCGCCCCUUCCCGCACGGCCUGCUGGGAGUUGUAGUUCAGUCGUCGGAGAACCGCGCCAAGUCCCGCCCCAGAUGAGUGCGCAGUAUGGGGACAGCCGGCCGGGACCCAGUGAGCGCGGGACUACAAUUCCCAAAGGAGCGUAGCAGCCGACGCCCAGCCAACAGGUGAUGCCAUGGAGAGCAGCAAGCCUGGUCCAGUGCAGGUUGUUUUGGUUCAGAAAGAUCAACAUUCCUUUGAGCUAGAUGAGAAAGCCUUGGCCAGCAUCCUCUUGCAGGACCACAUCCGAGAUCUUGAUGUGGUGGUGGUUUCAGUGGCUGGUGCCUUCCGAAAGGGCAAGUCCUUCAUUCUGGAUUUUAUGCUACGAUACUUAUAUUCUCAGAAGGAAAGUGGCCAUUCAAAUUGGUUGGGUGACCCAGAAGAACCGUUAACAGGAUUUUCAUGGAGAGGGGGAUCUGAUCCGGAAACCACUGGAAUUCAGAUCUGGAGUGAAGUUUUCACUGUGGAGAAGCCAGGUGGGAAGAAGGUUGCAGUUGUUCUGAUGGAUACCCAGGGGGCAUUUGACAGUCAGUCAACUGUGAAAGACUGUGCUACCAUCUUUGCUCUAAGCACUAUGACUAGUUCUGUUCAGAUUUAUAAUUUAUCCCAGAACAUUCAAGAAGAUGAUCUUCAACAGCUGCAGCUCUUCACAGAAUACGGUCGUCUGGCAAUGGAUGAAAUUUUCCAAAAGCCUUUCCAGACACUGAUGUUUUUGGUUAGAGAUUGGAGUUUCCCUUAUGAAUACAGCUACGGACUCCAAGGAGGGAUGGCAUUUUUGGAUAAGCGUUUACAGGUGAAGGAACAUCAACAUGAAGAAAUUCAGAAUGUUCGAAAUCACAUUCACUCAUGUUUCUCCGAUGUCACCUGCUUUCUCUUACCACAUCCAGGACUCCAGGUGGCCACAAGCCCUGACUUUGAUGGGAAAUUAAAAGAUAUUGCUGGUGAAUUCAAAGAGCAGUUACAGGUACUGAUACCGUAUGUAUUAAACCCAUCUAAGUUAAUGGAAAAGGAGAUCAAUGGCUCAAAGGUCACCUGUCGGGGACUAUUGGAGUAUUUUAAGGCAUAUAUUAAAAUUUAUCAAGGAGAAGAUCUGCCUCACCCCAAGUCCAUGCUUCAGGCCACUGCUGAAGCCAACAACUUAGCAGCUGCAGCCUCUGCCAAGGACAUUUAUUAUAACAACAUGGAAGAGGUUUGUGGGGGAGAGAAACCUUAUUUGUCCCCAGACAUUCUAGAGGAGAAGCACUGUGAAUUCAAACAACUUGCUCUGGACCAUUUUAAGAAGACCAAGAAGAUGGGUGGGAAGGAUUUCAGCUUUCGUUACCAGCAGGAGCUGGAGGAGGAAAUCAAGGAAUUAUAUGAGAACUUCUGCAAGCACAAUGGUAGCAAGAACGUCUUCAGCACCUUCCGAACCCCUGCAGUGCUGUUCACGGGCAUUGUAGCUUUGUACAUAGCCUCAGGCCUCACUGGCUUCAUAGGUCUUGAGGUUGUAGCCCAGUUGUUCAACUGUAUGGUUGGACUACUGUUAAUAGCGCUCCUCACCUGGGGCUACAUCAGGUAUUCUGGUCAAUAUCGUGAGCUGGGCGGAGCUAUUGAUUUUGGUGCCGCAUAUGUGUUGGAGCAGGCUUCUUCUCAUAUCGGUAAUUCCACUCAGGCCACCGUGAGGGAUGCAGUUGUUGGAAGACCACCCCAGGUUAAAAAAGCUCAAUAGCAUCUUAACAUGAAGAUCAAACAAAAAAAACGAACCCCUACUGAUUUCUGGGUUUCUGCCACGGCCACAGGUUCAUAUCUAGAGGAAUGGCAGAUCUGAGACCAUCCAGGAAGAGCUAAAACAUGGCCCUGUAAUAAAUGAGCAGACCUCUCCUGUGGUUUCUGAUUAUUAAACACACUUCCAUUUCUCUUGGAA